AUGCUGGCUGAGCUGGGAACCAGACUGCAAUCCCUGGAGGACCAGUCCGCAGAGCAGGAGGCUGCAGUGCAGGAGGCCCGUAUGGCCAGAGCCCACGCCGAGGCCCGCUGCAGCACCCUGGAGCAGGAGCGGGCCUCGGUGCAGAGGGAGGCUGCGGAGCUGGCCGCCCAGGUGGAGAGGCUGACCAAUCAGGCGAGCGCCAACGAGAAGGAGAUGGCCGUCCUGCGGCGAGGCAUGGCCACGCAAAAGGAGCGGCAGCAGGGGGCGGAGGAGGCGGCCCGCCAGGCCUCACUCGCGGCCACCUCGGUGAUGCGUGAGCGGCUGGCGAGCCUGGAGUCGGCCCUCGAAACGGCCCUUGCGGAGGGGCGUGCGGCUGCUGAGGCCGUGCAGGUGGCUGCGGCAGCGACCGAGGCCGCAAAGGCGGAGGCGGGGGCCAGCACGGCGGCACGCUUGCAGGCCGAGGCGGGGCUGCGAGAGGCCCAGCGUGCCCAGCGUGAGGCUGAGUCCCAGGCCAAGGCUGCGCUGCUGGAGGCAGAGGCCGAGCGUGCACACCGGGCUGAGACAGAGGAUGCCGCCCGGCAGCUUCACGAGGAGGCGGCACGGAGGAGCAAGGCAUUCCACAAUGCAGUGGCCGCUGCAGUGCAGGAGCAGCAGCAGGCCUGGGAGAUGGAGAAGGCGGCUCUCCGAGACAGGGUGGAGACCCUGGAGGCGACCGAGCAGGCAGCCCGGGCGGAGGCAGAGGGGGCACGGUCAGAUGCCGAGGAGCUGCGUCGGGAGCUGGCAGAUGCCAAUGCCGCAGCGGACGCGCGCAGCCGGGGAUGGGACGCGCAGGCGGCGCAGCAUGCGGCGCAAGAUGCCGUGCACGCUGCCCACGUGCGUCAGCUGAAGGAGGAGCUGGCCGCGGCUAGGAGGGCUGCAGAGGAGGCCGCCCGGGCUGCGGAGUUGGCCUGCCGGGCGGCCGAGGCCAGGGCCGAGGGGGCCGCCGCAGAGCUGGCCAAGGCUGCGGAGGAUGCGCGGCGGUCCGCCGCACUGGCAUCAGAGGCCGCCGACCGGAGGGCAGAGGUCGCGGAGGGCCGAUUCGCCAUGGCUCAGGUUGCGGCCGAUGCAGCGACCGCUCGUGCUGAGGCGGCCGAGAGACAGUGCUCGGAGCUGCAGGAGCGGUUGGAGUCACAGGCUAAAAGCCCUCCUGUCCAGCCUGCGCCCCCUGAGAGCCACGGCCUGACGGGGCUGGGCCUCGGUCCCGCCGCCCUCGAUGCCCUGAUGAGCGGCGGCACGAGCGCGGCGACCGAGCCCGGGGCGGCGCUGCGGGGCUCCCGCGUCCGUGGGACGGCUGGCCGGCCCCUGGCGGGGAGGAUGAGUCCACGCACCUGGAUCGUGGUGCUGUACGUCGCCGCCCUGCACCUGGCCUACCUGGCCGCGCUGCACAACAGCGGGGCUGGCUGCCUGGGGGCGGACGCAGGCCAGCAGCUGCCUGGUUGA
Auxenochlorella protothecoides is the source of this 1479-nucleotide messenger RNA. RefSeq lists its product as hypothetical. Lineage: Eukaryota; Viridiplantae; Chlorophyta; Trebouxiophyceae; Chlorellales; Chlorellaceae. The transcript has 5 exons. Bases 1 to 1479 code for a protein of 492 amino acids. The record is from RefSeq and is a predicted model, not a curated record.